AUGUCUUUGCAACCCAUUUCGCGAAGAGUCGCUCAGAAAAUUUUUGCUCAAGAGCAGGGCGACGGUGUUGGCGUGCGUUUGCGCCGUGCAAUUGGCAACCAGCAAAUCCGCAACCUGACGCCAUUCCUCAUGCUGGACCACUUCCGCGUUGACGAAGGUACCGGCUUUGCGGACCACCCUCACCGCGGCCAGACGACCGUGACCUACAUGCUCGAUGGCUAUAUGGAGCACGAGGACUUUGCCGGCCAUCGCGGCAUUAUUGGUCCUGGUGACAUCCAGUGGAUGUGCGUGGGCCGUGGUAUGGUGCAUGCCGAGAUGCCGCGCCACUAUGACGAACAGGGCCGCAAGUUGCCUCUGCCGGAGGGCAUGCAGCUCUGGCUGGACUUGCCGAAGUCCGCCAAGAUGAUGGAGCCGUCGUAUCAAGAACUGGCGUCGAAAGAAAUGCCAUACCAGAGCCCCCGCCCCAGUGAACCUAAGGAGACGGAAGGCGAGGGCUGGCGCGUUAAGGUCAUUGCAGGCCGGAGUCAUGGUGUUGAGUCGCCCGUGACGUGGCCGAACGGGGCGGGUUGCUGGUUUAUGGACAUUGAGCUGGACCCGCACGGAUGGAUUUUCCAGGAGCUGCCGACGGGGUGGAACACAGUUCUCUACAUCCUCAACGGCACGGUCGUUAUCUCGGAGAGCGAGGCGGAGUACAAGCGCCACGAUCUACUUGUGCUGACGACACCUGAGAAGGUCGACGGUACUGAUGGCGUGAAGAUUACUAACCCGACGGACAAGCCGUCGCGUGUCAUUCUCAUUUCGGGUGAGCCGAUGAAGCACAAGGUCGUCCAGUACGGACCAUUUGUGAUGACCUCCCCGGACGAGAUAUACCAUGCGAUUGAGGACUACCAGUUGAACCGCAACGGGUUCGAGCGUGCCAAGAACUGGCACUCUGAGAUUGCCAAGCGUCUCAUGUAG
Malassezia sympodialis ATCC 42132 is the source of this 957-nucleotide messenger RNA. RefSeq names its product pirin family protein. Lineage: Eukaryota; Fungi; Basidiomycota; Malasseziomycetes; Malasseziales; Malasseziaceae. The record is from RefSeq and is a predicted model, not a curated record.